AUGGGUUGUAAUUCUAGUAAAUAUGCCACAGCAUCAGUUGUUGUGAAUCAGAGUAGUGUUGCUUCUGCUAUCGAUAUUCAGCAGAAUUCACCGCCAAUCUCAAUCGAUGAGACUCGUUUCGGCUCAACAAUCACCAGUAUAACUGCUAUCGAUCAUGGACAAGUGAACCUUGAAUCGCAUCAAUUGCAGUAUCUUGAAAAUUCGAAAGAUCAUAGUAAUACAUUUUUAGUCAUAGCUGGUCAAUUGGGAGAGACGCUGAUACCGAAUGUUGACCGUCUUGGAAAUAUAUUGAUAAUCUAUGUUUAUUGUCAUGACAAAGAAUAUCAUCAACAAUGGGCAUCAAAUUACCAAUAG
Molecule: messenger RNA, 354 nt
Organism: Rotaria socialis
Lineage: Eukaryota; Metazoa; Rotifera; Eurotatoria; Philodinida; Philodinidae
Source: the annotation of a GenBank genome assembly